AUGACUAUUCUCCUUGACAAAAGCGGAGCCAACGUUCCUAUCACAGAGGAUGUGGUCAAAGAGGCGGUCGCUGAUAAGCUGACGACGGUUCUCCUCGACAGACGCGGAGCCAAUAUCCCGAUCACAGACGACGUGAUGAAAACCGCGACAGAGAACGAGAACUGCGGGGAUAGACUCAUGGCGAUUCUCCUCCGCCAAAGAGCCGCUGUCCUUGCAACACAGGAUGUGGAUGAGACAGCGGUAGGGAAUCAUUCCAGCAUUGCUUUCAAUCAAAACGCGAGGUUGAUACAGGGCGAGUCUGAGAUUACUCUACCAUUAAUUCCGCGAGGAAUUGAGGUGCCUACUACAGAUCAAACCGAGCCUCCGUGA
Messenger RNA from Penicillium verrucosum, 369 nucleotides. RefSeq lists its product as uncharacterized. Lineage: Eukaryota; Fungi; Ascomycota; Eurotiomycetes; Eurotiales; Aspergillaceae. The coding region runs from base 1 to 369 and encodes 122 amino acids. The transcript has 2 exons. The record is from RefSeq and is a predicted model, not a curated record.